Polychytrium aggregatum is the source of this 928-nucleotide messenger RNA. RefSeq lists its product as uncharacterized. Lineage: Eukaryota; Fungi; Chytridiomycota; Chytridiomycetes; Polychytriales. The transcript has a single exon. The annotation marks the transcript as partial. The record is from RefSeq and is a predicted model, not a curated record.
AACGUCGCUCUGUUUGACACCAUGGCCGAUGAACGAGAGCCAGCCACGGAGGAACACGAUAUGGAGUCGACCGUCUUCGCUGCCUUGAUCCGCAGCCUUGGUAUACCACUCGAUUGCGUUGUUGUAAUCUUGUUCGACAACUUCGCCACCCUCAUAGCACCGACCGAGGGCAAUUUGCGCCUGAAGGAUGCCAUGGGCUGCAAGCUUGGAAUACAGCUCGAAUGCCUUGCUGCGGUCUUGUGGGACUCCACGGCCACCGAGGAAGCACUCAGCCAGGUGAAACUGGGCCAUGGGGUGGUUAGCGUGAGCCGCUGUUUCGUAAAGUCGGGCAAUUUUCUGUUUUCUGGCCACCAGCUCGGACCAAUUGAUUUCGGCCUUGUCGAUUUGCAAGAUCCGAGCCAGGAAAUACGAAGCAACAGCGCUUCCUUGGUCUGCUUGGACAACGAGCCAGGAUCGAUCGGCAGCCUCUUGACCGUCAUAGUGCUGCGAGAGGGCAAUCCUGUCGCUCGGUGUGAGGCCGAUUCGCAUCUGUCCGUCUGGAUUGCACAGACCUGCCUCUCGACACCAGUUGUGGAAGCGAGGCAGCGUAGAGCUCAAGAGAGGUCUGGCUCGGUUGCAGACGAGGAGCAAGGUCUUGAUUGUGAGAUGAUCGAGGGCACGCUGGAAGCCCUCGUUGAAGCAGACAAUCGUGAAGAGGUCAGGAUACAAAAGACCCGGCUGUACUGCAUCAAGCAUCGAUGGGAUUGUGCCAAACAACUGAUUUGAAGCCGUUGUGUGUUGUUCGGGAAUGGCAGCGACUUGAGGCGAGCUAUCGGCGAUGUCGCCGGAUGGGAUGUCUCUGGUCGGCUCGGUGGGACUGGCCAUGGUGAAGGGGGGAGAUGGAACCAAUGUGCAGUCGGUGGGAGCCGGGACUGGAUGAAAUGAGAUG